AUGAGUCGUGUGCUUAGAUAUUAAAAAAAGAAGAAGGAUGAUGGUAGAUACUUAAUUAAUUGAAUAGGACCACUAGUGAAAAUAAACUUCGCAAAAUUUCCUAAUUUACCAAAAAUAAGGGAAGAAGAAGAUAAAUUAUAAGGUUUUAUUAAUUCUUUUGAAUCUGAUAGCUAGUAACUUUUAAUCAUCAAAAUAGGUUGUCUUUAUAGGAGAGAUCAUGUUAAUUGAGAACAAUGACUGCAUCUUUUUCUAGAGGGUUAAAAACUACUUCAAGUUCAAGGGACAGAAAGGAGUAAAAAAAGGUUGAUGAGAAUUAUACAAUUUAUGGAUUGUCAAAGAUAAAAACAGCGAGAAGUCCAUUAUAAACAUAAAGAUAAACUCCGAAUCCAUAUGAAACUGAAUAAAAAUUAGAGCGAUCAAAUGAAGAGUGGUUUUAAUAGUCUCUAAUUUCAGAAGCACCUUAAGCAAAAGUGUUGUUUUUUAAUUAAAGAAAAAAGUAUACUGAAAUACAUAUAUAGAUCUUUCUUGUGGGAAGAUGCAAAAGUCAUAAAUUAUAAUCAGGAUACUUAAAGAUUUCUAGUAUAAAAAUAUCCCGAUGGAUCAACGAAAUCAGUUGAAAGACUAUCAAUUAAAUUUAUUAAUUAAGAUGAAGAUUUAUUUAGAGCAGCAACAGUAAGAAGGUUUUUAUUUAAUUUUAUAAAAUUAUAGUUAGAAUAUUAGAUAACAUUAAAAGGAAGAAAUGAAAAAGCUUAGGGAGAUUAAUGCAAUAAGUGAUAAUGAAGUCAAUAAAGCCCCCCAAUCUUUAAUAAAUUCACUUGUGAGUAAAUUUUAAAAUACUAAAAAGCAGAAUCUAGUUGAAGCUCUGCUUGAAGAAGUUAAUUAAAACUAUUUACUUUUUUAAAAAAAAUGUUCAUUUAUUGGAGAUACCGUUAUUUAUAAAUAGAUUUCUAGAGUUGAACAAAGAUAUCAAUUUUUCUCUACUUUAUAAAGUAACCUAGAGAAAGAAGCUAUUCUAAUAAGAAAGGAUGGUUACAAAGCUAUGAAAUAAUUGCUUUUUAGAUUAAAUUAAAUCAAUAUUGAAAUAAUUCAUGAGAGAGAUUUUAAGUUCCCAAUUAUACUUAAUAAAUUUGAUGCUGCUCUUGAAAUGGAAGGAAAAGAGAUUAAGAAAGAGGUUAGAAGGGAAAAGUUCUAUAUUUAAUCAGAUUUGUAAGAUAUUUUAGGUUAAAAUUAUAAAUUUGUGGAAUCAAAUCGAAAACGCUAUUAUGAUUGUGGGUUGUCAAAAAUAUUAACUAGAGUUGAUCUGAUGUAUUAAUAAAUUAUAAAAGAAAAGGUUCUACAUUAGUUUAAUUACACAAAAGAAUUUUAUGAAAGUUUUUUACUAAAUUCUCAAUUUCACAAGCCUUUAAAAUAAAAGCCAUUGCUUUAAUUGCAUGUGCAAUGUAUAGUGCAAGUACCUGUAAAAAAAUCAAUGAGAAAAUUAAUAAAAGAUUCGAUAAAAGGAGAUGAGGAGAUAAUUUAUAUUGAGCCAAAUUUGUAAUCAAUCUUAACAGCCUUCAUGAAGCCAUUUGAUUUCCUUUAUCAAUUAAUAAUAGAAGGUUGUUGUAUUUAAAGUGAAAUCAUGACCUUAUUAUUACUGGAGAAAAAAAAGAUAUCCACUGUGAUGGACUUUGCUUAACUGAACUCAAUCAAAGAAUAAACGAUUAAUCUGAUUUCAAACGAGUAUAAAUCUUGUGAUGAUAUUGCUAAAUACUAUACUAAAUACUCUCGUUACCUCAAAGCUUUCCGCUCAAAAGAUUUAUAUGAUGUAUUUGGCUUGGAUCCUAAGGAAGCAGCCAUUCUAAGUUAGAUGAAUUUCUCAUCGAUUGAGAGUUACUUGUAUGAGUUAAAGGAGUCCAAAUUAGACAUACUUUAAUUCCAUUAGAAUCAGAAACGAUUUGGUUUGUUUUCUUUGAAUAUCUAUGAGCUUAAACACACUUUGGUUGAACGGAUUAAUGAUUAACAGAUAUAGAUUUUUAAUGUAAAUUCAUGUAUUUAAUUACAAUAGAAAAUCCAAGAGAUUCUGAAACAUAACAUCUAAUAAAUUAAAAAGUAAUUUUAGGUAAUGAGGGAAAAGAGUCAAUAGAUUCCACAAACAGAAUAGGAAUUGAUGGAAUUAAAAUUGUUCUUAGGUGAAAUUAAAGUAGAUUUCUCAAGAAUGCAAUUUGAAGUUCAAUUUGUGUAAAUAUCUAAUCAAUAUUCUUUAUAGAGAAUAAUACAUAAAUUUAUUUGAAGAGUUUUAUAUACCUUUUGACUUUUAGUUGGUAAUCGAUUAUUAUGAAUUAAUCUAUUUACCAAAAGAUAUUUCUGACAUCAUCGAAGCUAAUAAAGCAGUUCUGAAAUAACAAGAAGACAUCUUUUUAAGAAGAUUACAUAAUGACAAAUAAGAAUUCAUAGCCAAGAUUUUAUAAAUGCAAACAACAUUUACAAAAAUUAAAUCAUAUUGUUAGUAUGAAAAGCUAAAGGAAAAUAUUAUUGAGAUCAAAAGAUUCUAAGAAUAAAUUGAGAAUUCCAAAGAGAUAAUAUCUGAGUUCAAUCUCAGAGAGCUUACAUUUCAAAUAGGUGUAACAAUUUACAGAGAGUUUGAGAAUUUAGUCCAUGAGUUCUAACCUUACUAUCAAUUUUGGGAUUUAGCAGUAUAAUUAUUAUAUGUUAUAAUUAGUAAAGAUUUGAUAUUUAAAAAGAGUAAUGGUUAUCUAUGUCAAUUAAAUAAUUAGAUCAUCUAGAUAUGUAAUUAUUGAUGUAACAAUUCAAUAAUGAAGCUAUCUCAAUUUUUAAUUACUUUAGUGAUAUUCUAGAUGAUAAUGCACAGAGUUUGGUAAGAAAUUUAAGAAGAUAACUGGAUUAAUUCAAGGAUAACAUUUGGAUAGUUGAAUCGCUGGCUAUUGAAGCAUAUAAAAGAAAGCCCAUUUUCUGGAAAGAUCUAUUUAGAGAAUGUUAAUUUCCUUAAUUGGAAAAUAAAGAGGAGAUUACCAUAUCUAAUUUACUGAAAAAGGGUAUUUUAAAUUAUAAAGAUGUUGUAUUGAAGUUGUCUUCUUAGGCGGAGAAGAGUUGGAGUGUUGAGAAGAGAUUAAAUGAGAUGUUUGAUAAAUUGUCAAUAAUAGAGUUGGAAUUAUAAGUUUAUAAGGAUACAUUUAUUUUUAAAAACUAUGAGGAUGUAAUGGCUUAAUUAGAUGAACAAUUAAAUGUAUUGAAUAUUCUUAAGGCUCAACCUCAUGCUAAGUUUGUUAUUAUCAAGGCUGCUUAAUUGGAAAAUAAGAUACUACUCAUUUAAGACACUCUUGAUUAGGUUAUGAAAUGUUAGAAGCAUUGGAUUUAUUUAGAUCCAAUAUUUGCAAGUGAUGAUAUUAAAUUAAAGUUAAAAUAAGAGACUUUAGAUUUUAAGAGAAUAGAUCAGUCAUAUAAAAAUUAUAUGAUCAUCCUGAAUAAAAAUAAAUUGCUAUGGGACUAGAUUGAGAAUGAUAAAAUGAAAUAAGACUUUGCGUACAAUGUAUAAAUGUUGGAUCAAAUAUAAAAAAGUUUAACAAAAUACUUAGAAUCCAAGAGAAUAUUAUUUCCUCGUUUCUAUUUUGUAUCAGAUGAGGAAUUAGUUGAAAUUUUGGCUUAAACUAAAAAUCCAUAGCAAGUAUAGAAACAUAUAUUCAAAUGUUUUGAAAAUAUAUCAGAAUUGAAGAUAGUAGAUAAUGAAGUCAUUACUGCAUUUUAUUCAAGUCAUCAAGAGAAGAUAUUAUUAGAUGAUGUAAUCAAUUUGAAGAAGGGAAACAAGAUAGAAAAUGUAGAGAGCUGGCUAUCUGAAUUUUAAACAAGAAUGCAGAAAACAGUAAAAAAAUCUAGUUGUAAUGCUUUGAAAGAUUUGAAUUCAACUAAGUUGGAGAUUAUCAAUAAAUGGCCUGGUUAAAGUGUUCUAUUGAGUAACCAAAUAAAAUGGACAAGGAACACAGAGGCUUCAAUUAGAUAACAAUAGAAAUUGAAUUUAAAAUUGUUACUCUAAUUAUUAAACAAGGAAUUAUAGACAACAGUAGAUUUAGUUAGAAAUGAGACCAGGCUGAUUUAGAAAACAACUUUAGAAGCGAUGGUAAUUUAAGAAGUCCAUAACAAAGAUGUUGCUUAAUUAUUGUUAAACUAAUAGAUCGAAGUCAUUAACUCAUUUUUAUGGAUUUCUUAAUUAAGAUAUUAUUUUAAUGAUGAGAAUUCAAUUUAGGUUCGAAUGGUUAAUUCAUCUUUUGAGGUAUUUCAUAUUAUAAUAUCGAUUAGUAUGGAUAUGAAUAUUUGGGAAAGAUCUAGAGGCUAGUCAUUACGGCUUUGACUGAUAGAUGCUAACGGACAUUAAUGGAAGCUUAUAAAAUGAAUUAUGGAGGUGCUCCUGAAGGUCCAGCAGGAACAGGUAAAACUGAAACUGUAAAGGAUUUGGCAAAAGCAAUGGCAAGACCAUGUAUUGUUUUUAAUUGUUCAGAUGGAUUGAACUAUAUAGCAAUGGGUAAAUUCUUUAAAGGAUUGGUUACAUCUGGAUCAUGGUGUUGUUUCGAUGAAUUUAAUAGAAUUGAUCCUGAAGUUCUAUCCGUUGUUGCAUAGUAGAUAUUUACAAUUCAGAAGGCAAUUAAACUAAGAUAGGAGGCAUUUAUAUUUGAAGGGGAAGAAAUAAAUCUAGUACCUACUUGUGCAAUAAACGUGACUAUGAAUCCUGGGUAUGCUGGAAGAUCAGAACUACCUGAUAAUCUGAAAAUACUAUUCAGACCAUGUGCUAUGAUGGUUGCUGAUUAUGAAAUGAUUGGAGAGAUAUGUCUAUAUAGUAUUGGAUUUGAAAGGGCUAGAGAAUUGAGUAAGUAAAUAGUUACAUGUUUAAAGUUGUGCAAUGAACAAUUGUCAUCUCAAGAACAUUAUGAUUUCGGAAUGAGAACUUUGAAGGCAGUAUUAAAUUCGAUUAAGAAUACUAGGAAUGGAACAGAACAAGAGAAGUGCCUGACUGCUUUGAUUAUUGUUAAUCAACCUAAAUUGGUGAAGAAUGAUAUUGAAUUAUUCAAGGCCAUCACUCAGGAUUCAUUCCCAAAUGUUUAAGAAUAGGAGAUGGAUAAAUUAAAUAAUUUUUAGUAGUAAACUGAAAAUAUGAAAUUGAUAUAUUAUGAAACUUUGGCAAUCAAAUGUGAAUAGAUACACAACAGUAUUGAAGUGAGAAACGGAGUAAUGUUGGUUGGUCAAACAUUCUCUGGUAAAUCAACAUCCUUAUAGAUAUUAUCCCAUUUAUUGAAAGCUACAAUUUUAAAAUUAAAUCCAAAGGCUAUAAAUUCCGAUCAAUUAUAUGGCAAGUUGGAUCCAGAUACAAAGUAAUGGUCAGAUGGAGUAGCUCCCAUAUUGAUGAGAGAGAAUAUUCAAAGAGAGAAAUAUGUUUGGAUCGUUUUCGAUGGGCCAGUGGAUUCUAUAUGGAUUGAAAAUCUUAAUACUGUUCUGGAUGAUAAUAAAAAGUUAUGUUUAACAUCAGGAGAGAUUCUGAAAAUUCCAGAGAGAAUGUGCAUGAUUUUUGAAGUUGAGAAUCUGUCUGCUGCAUCACCAGCCACUGUCUCUAGAUUGGGUAUGAUCUAUUACAGUAUUUUUGAUUGGAGAUACCUUAUAGAUAAUGUAAGAUUGCCGAAUCAUUUUGAUCACAAAUACUUCAUUAAGAGAAUCAAAUAGUAUUAUUAAUUUAUAUUCAUUAUAGUCUCCUAGAACAUUCAUUGGCGUGGAUGCAAAAAUAUGCCUAAUUUCCUGUUUAUGAUCAAUAAAAUAUAUUAGUCAGUUCAUUCUUGAAAUUGUUCUAGAAGUUGAUGUCUUAAUUGGACUAAAAUGAAAGUGAUACAUUUGUAUUUGAUAAUACAAUAAUCUUUUCGAUUACUUGGUCAUUGGGGGCUGCAAUUAAUGAAUAAAAUCGAAAUCCCUUUAACACAUUCUUGCAUAAAUUAUUAAAACAUUAGUCCACAGGUUUAGACUUAGAAAUCAAUAGAAAAUUGUAAUUUCCAAUCAAUGAAAGAAUCGAUUAUUUUUUAUUUGGAUUUAUCAAUCAAAAAUGGGUUGAAUGGAUUGAUGUAUAAUAUGUUAUUAUUCCAUGUAGAUCUCUGAGUAAUUACAAAUAACUCUAAGCACUGAUUUUCAUCAGAUAGUUGUACCUACAAGUGAGUCAAACAGAAAUGACUUCUUUUGUAAAUUGGGAUUGCACUUUUUGUAUUGUGGACCAACAGGCACUGGUAAAUCUUUGUCAAUGACCAAGUUUUCAUAAUUUUUAAUAGCAUGUAGUGGCUAAACAACUGGAAAUAGUUUGUAGAGGUUGAUAGAAACCAAGAUCAAUAAAAGAAGAAGAAAAGGAUGUUAUGGAGCUGAGGAAGGACAUAUCACCAUCUUUGUGGAUGAAUUGAAUAUGCCAUUUAGAGAACCAUAAGGGUCACAACCAGCUAUUGAAUUAUUAAGAUAAUGGAUGGAUCAGGGUGGUUGGUAUGAUUUAGAUAAUAAGGAAUUCAAAUACAUGUGUGACAUAACAUUCUUGUGUGCUAUGUAACCAGCAAGUGGUGGUAGAAAUUAAAUUACAAUGAGAUAUCUUCGACAUUUCAAUUUAUUGUAUAUUGGUGGAUUCGAUAAUGCCAGUGUCACCAAUAUAUUACAAGUGUUUGUCGAUUGGGUGAUGAUCAAAUUUUGUGCUACUGAUGAAAUCAAAUCAUUUAAACAACAAUUAGUGUAGAACUCAUUGAACUUGUAUUAGUAGAUCUAAGAGAGUUUGUUGCCAACUCCUUAGAAAUGUCAUUAUAUCUAUAAUUUAAGAGAUGUGUUCAGAAUUUUUGAAGGCAUGAGUAAGGCUUCGAAAUUGUAAAGUAAAUCUCAGUUGAUGAAACUCUGGGUUCAUGAAUGUACAAGAAUAUUUGGUGAUCGUUUGGUAGAUUUCAAUGAUAUCAAGAUAUUUUAGAAUAUCAUAAAGGACAUAGUUGUGGAGGAUAGAAUUAACUUAAAUAACAUUCUGUGGAUUUAGGGGAAUAGUAAUUAACAGUAUGAUGAGGUUCUGAAUAUUUAACAUUUGAAGUAGAGAGUAUAAGGAAUGCAUGAUGACUUCAAUGCUUAAAGGUUUCAAAGCAAGUUGUCAUUAAUUUUGUUUACGAAUGCGAUUAUGCAUAUAUUUAGAAUAACUAGGAUUCUACAAUAGACUUUUGGUCAUGCUUUAUUAAUUGGAAUAGGAGGAACUGGGAGAUGUAAAUCUAAUAAUUAAUAAUAUCUUUAGCAUCCCUAGCCAAAUUAGCAACUUUUAUAGUAUUUAGAUCGGAACCAAUAAUAAUCGACCCUCGUUCUUGGAAUGAUGAGUUGUUGAAUACUCUAUUAUAAGUUGGCUUGGAUAAUUAGAAAGCCUCCAUAAUAUUCAAUGACUCCUAAUUACAAUAAUCUUAUAUGUGGGAAGAUAUUUGUAGUUUGUUGAGUCAUGGCGAAGUCACUCAUUUAUUCACUCCAGAAGAAAGAUUAAAGAUAUAGGAGGAGAUGCCAUUCUCAAAGUUCUUGUAGAUUUGUAAAUUUAAUGUUCAUGUCAUUUUAUGUAUGCAACCAGUUACAGAGUUAUACAGGAAGAGAUUAAGAACAUUUCCUACAAUCAUUAAUUGUACUACAAUAGAUUGGUUUAUGGAUUGGUCAAAUGAGGCUUUGGUGACUACAGCUGAAGAAUUUCUACCCAACAAUUCUCUUGUCAACGUAGCUGUUAACAUUCAUUGCAAAGUAUUAUAAAUAACUCAAAAAUAUAAUUCUGAACAGAGAAGACAAUUUUAUGUUACGCCAACCCAAUAUUUAUAAAUGUUGCAAACAUUUAAGCGACUUCAAAGAGAAAUAAGUGAAUAAUCAUUGGCAUUAAUAGACAGAUUUGAAUCUGGUAUUGAAAAGAUCAUUAAGACUCAAAAAGAAGUAGACAAAAUCAAAUUGCAACUAUUUGAAUUAUAACCAUAAUUAGAGUAGGCAACCAUCGAAAAUUAAAAGUUAUUAUAACGAAUUAAAUUAAAAAAAGAGGAAGCAGACUAAAAAAGAAGAUUGUGUGAAUAAGAUGAAAUGAUAUGUUAGAAACAUAGAGAUUAAGCAACUGAAUUGAAGAAUAUAUGUAUAACUGAAUUGAAUAAAGUGCUCCCCCUUUUGGGUUAAGCAACUGAAGCAUUAGAUAAAAUUACAAAAGAAGACAUGAUCUAAUUGAAAUCAUUCACUAAUCCUCCUUUAUCAGCUGCUGUUGUUAUGGAAGGUCUAUGUUAUGCAUUUUAAGAAGAUGAAAAAGUGAAAUCCAAAAACAAAGAACUCCCCGUUAUGUAAGAUUAUUGGGAUUAUGCCAAAAAGUAUUUAUUAAAUGAUAAAUUAAUAAAGAGAGUCAAAAAAAUGAAACUAGAAGAAAUAAGAUCCAUUAAAAUACUAAAUAUUCAGAAACUCUAAGUUUUUGUUCUCAAUCCUCUUUUUGAAAAAGAAAAGGUAUUUAAUGCAUCAAAGGCAGCCGGUAAUUUAGCAUAAUGGAUAAGAGCUGUUCUAGAGACAUACUAAGCUGUUGAGAUCAUUGAACCGAAAAAGGCCCAAUUACUUGAAGCUGAAAAAAAGCUUAAGGAAGCAGAAGCUGAUGUUUAAGUCAAACGAGCCAUCUUAGAACAGUAGUUGAAUGAACUUAAAUAAUUUGAAAAGGAAUUCGAAAGAGCCAAUUAGGAAAAACAAAUAAUUUAAGCCGAAGUGGAGACGAUUUAAAAACAACUUAAUAAAGCUGAAAAACUAUUGUUUGGUUUGUAAGAUGAAGCUUAAAGGUGGAAGAAAAAAGGAUAAAAAAUUAAAAACGAAUAGAUUGCAAUCGAAGGAGACUGUAUUUUGAGUGCUUCAAUAAUUGCAUAUUUGGGAGUAUUUCCUAUUUAGUAUAGAGAUGUCUGUUAAAAUUAUUGGAAAAAUCUAUUGAAACAAAAUAAUGUCAAAUUCUCAAGUGAUUAUGCCAUCUCCAAAUAAUUAUGUAAUCCAAUCAUAAUCAACAAUUGGAUUACAUAAUAAUUACCAAAUGAUUAACUAAGUAUUGAGAAUGCAAUCAUACUUAAAGAGUCUACAAAAUGGCCAUUAAUGAUUGAUCCACAACUCCAAGCCAAUUAAUGGAUUAAAAAUAUGGAAGAUAGCAAAUACUUGCUUAUCUUAAAUGCUAAUUAGCCAACUUAAUAAAUUUAAUUGCAAUUAGAACAUGGAAUAUAAAUUGGUUAUGCAGUUCUAUUAGAAAAUGUUGGUCAAACCUUGGAUCCAUUAUUUGAAUCAUUGUUGUAAUAAAAUGCAAAAUCUAGAUCAAAGAGAGCAACUAUGAAAUUAGGAGAUAAAAUAAUUGAUAUAUCUUCUGAUUUCAGAUUUUAUAUGACAACCAAAUUAAAUAAUCCUCAUUUUUAGCCAUAAGUUUGUGUUAUGGUUAAUAUGCUUAUCUUUUAAGUCACUCAAGAUGGCUUAGUUGACUAAUUGUUAAAUAUAGUUGUCAAGAUUGAUGAACCACAGAAGGAAGAACAAAGAUUGAAGAAUAUCCAAUAAUAUUUUUAGAAUAAGGAUAAAUUGAUGUAGACAGAGACAUUGAUAUUGAAAUUACUUUCAGAAUCCACAGGAGAUCUAUUAGAAAAUGAAGAUUUGAUUUAAACACUUUCAAAAUCAAAAGAUGAAAGUAUAGCCAUAGAGGAGAAGUUAAAAAGCUUAGAGUAUGAUAGAAUAAACUUUAUGCAAAUCAGACAAUUCUAUUAAUAAGCAGCUGAAAAGGUUGCCAAUCUUUACUUCAUAUUAAAUGAUUUGGCUGUCAUAGAACACACAUAUAUAUGGUCCUUAGAAUUUUAUUUCUUUCUCUACACUAGAUCUAUAAGAGAAUCUUAAAAUGAAAAGUUAAAAAGAAAUUAGAAUAUCAUAGAAAAGUUUUUAUAAAUUUUAUACACUUAAAUUAAUCGAUCACUUCUAGAGAAGGAUAAACUCAUAUUUCGAUUUCUAUUAUAUGUAAAGACAAUGAAUAUUCCAUCUGAAUUAAUUAGAGCCACUGUUAUGGGUUGCACCUUGACAUCAUCAGAUGUGUAAAUGCCCAAAGGAUUCUCAUGGUUGACAAAUAAAAUGUGGUUGGAAUUAGUGGAUUUAUCACAAUCCUUUCCUAACAUAUUUGGCAGUGUUUGCUAAGAUUUUAUAUCCUAAAAAUAGUUCUGGGAUAGCUUUUAUAACAGUUCUAAUUGUUAUCAAUUAUCAUUAAGAGGUUUAGAUUAAUUUUAAAUGAAUAUGUUGGUUAAGAUAAUCAAACCCGAAUAAUUUAUAUCUGCAACCAAUGAGAUGAUCAAAUAAUAAAUGGGUAAUCUCUUUCUGGAAAAUAUUCCAACAACAUUUGAGUAGUUCUACUUUGAGUCUGAUUGCAAAAUCCCUCUAUUAUGUAUCAUAACUCCUGGAGCAGAUCCGAGAUAAGAGAUCAUUAAAUUGGCUACCAAAUAUGAUUUUAAUGAUCGAUUUAAUCAGAUCUCACUAGGAUAAGGAUAAAACCAAUUAGCUAUCAAAAUGAUUCUAAGUGCCAUGUAAUAAGGGACUUGGGUUCUGUUAUAAAAUUGUCAUCUGGCUGCUUCAUUUAUGCCUGAACUUGAAAACUUAUUUGAAGUGCAAUACAAAAAAGAGAUGAAUUCUGAUUUUCGACUGUGGUUGACAUCUCAACCAACAUCCAUAUUACCACACAAUGUGAUAUUAAGAUGUAUUAUAUUAUUUUAUGAUAGCUCUCAAGAUCACUUAUGAAUUACCUCGAGGGCUCAAAAAUAAUAUGUUAAGAUCAUAUUAGCAAUAGGAGCCUGACAAAUUCGAGUAAUCCAAAAAAAUAAAGGAAUGGAAAAAUCUAUUCUUUUCAUUAGCAUUAUUACAUGCAUGCUUGUUAGAAAGAAAGAAGUAUGGUCCUUUGGGUUGGAAUAUUGGAUACAAUUUCUCAUAACAUGAUUUUGAAAUUUCAAAGGAAUAAAUCCAUUACUUUCUAGAGACUUAUUAAGAUAUUCCAUGGGAUGCUCUAAAUUAUUUAAUAGCUGAAAAUAAUUAUGGUGGUAGGGUGACAGAUCCAAUGGACAGAAAGCUUCUAAAAAUUUAUGUCAAUGAUUUCAUCAAUUCCAAAACCAUCCAAUAAGAUUAUCAAUUUUAUGAUAUUUAUUAGAUUCCUCAAUAAAUGAAACUUAAAGCUUAUAUGGAAUCCAUUUCCUAAUUGCCAAUCAAUGACCCUCCUUAGUUAUUUGGUCUUCAUUAAAAUGCAGAAAUCUACUCUUCAAUCUUAGAGACUGAAAAUCUUAGUUCAGUUGUUUUGCAAUUGCUUCCCAGAACUUCAAGUGAUUCAAAUCAAACACAUCCUGAUCAGAUUGUCUAUCAAAAAAGCAAAGAAAUCUUGAAGAACUUGCCUGAACAACUAGAUAGUCAAUUAGCAAAACAGAAGUUUCAAUAAAUUUUGUAAAAUCCUUUGAAUGCAAUCAUUCAUUAAGAAAUCACUAAAUACAACAAAUUAUUAGGAAAAAUUUCAGAAUCUCUUAGUAUUCUAAUAUAAGGUUUAGAUGGUCUUAUCAAUAUCUCUGAUUAAUCAAUAGAAAUAUAUAAUGCGAUUUUUGAUAAUAGAAUUCCAGAACAAUGGCUAACCUUUUCUUACUUAACUACUAAAUCUUUAGGAUCCUGGUUUAGUGAUCUAAUUAAAAGAACUGAGUUCAUUUAAAAGUGGAUAAAUUAAGGUCAACCUAAGGUUUUUUGGUUGGGAGGUCUUUUCUUUAUUUAAGGAUUCUUAACUGCUGUUCUGUAGACAUAUUCGAGAAAAUCAAAAAUUCCUAUUGAUUAAUUAAAAUUUGAGUUCAACUUUUUUUCUUAAGAACCAUAGACCAUAACAAGGGGUGUUUGUGUCAAUGGGAUAUCAAUAGAUGGAGCUCAAUUUGACCUUUAAGAGUAGACGCUCGUAGAACCUUAAAAUAAUAUCCUGUUCUAUCCUUGUCCAAUAAUCAAUUUUUGUCCGACUCAAUAGAGAAAAAUAAUCAAAAAUUAUUCUUGUCCCCUCUACAAUACAACUUAGAGAAAAGGAAUACUUACUUCAAAUGGAAUAUCUGUUAAUUUCAUUUGCAAAAUAAAAAUACCUAUUAAUAACAAUAAAAAUCAUUGGUCAAAAAGAGGAGUAGCAUUUAUUGUUUAAGCAAAUUGA
Paramecium octaurelia is the source of this 12184-nucleotide messenger RNA. The record is from the annotation of a GenBank genome assembly. NCBI's taxonomy places the organism in Eukaryota, Ciliophora, Oligohymenophorea, Peniculida, Parameciidae.